AUGCGUUCGCCCGGUAAGGCCAUGGUGGACGUUUCCAGACGAAAUAACAAUUACAGUCUUCAAUUUAACCGCUGGUUUUUAAUGCCGAUAGGCGCCUGGCCGGAAUUACCCACGAGCUCGGUUACCGAGAGAAUAAUAUUCAAGAUUCUGAGAUUAAUAUGUCACACUUUGAUAGCUCUCACCGUGGUACCCUCCAUACUGUACAUACUCUUCGAGGAGAAAGACGUCCGCCUGAAGUUGAAGGCAGUAGGGCCCACGAGUCACUGGCUCAUGGGUAGCAUCAAUUACUGCUCGCUGUUGUAUCAGAAGAAACAGAUAGGCAGAUCCAUCGACCACAUGGAGACGGACUGGCAAAUGGCCAAGAAGGAGUGCGAUCAGCGAGUGAUGCUGAGGAACGCCAGGGUAGGACGAACCAUCGCGGUUCUCUGCGCGCUUAUCAUGCAGGGUGGUAUUUUCUCGUACAACGUGGCGAGAGGAACGUCGCCGUUACUAGUGGUAAUCGGCAACGAGACGGUCGCAAUAGGCCGCUUACCAUGCCCGUCUUUCAACAAGAUCGUGGAUACCAGGUUCAGUCCGGUGUACGAGGUCGUGCUCGCGCUGCAGUGCCUGUCGGCCAUUGUGGUGAACAACACGACUGUCGGCGCGUGUGGUUUAGCAGCGGUGUUUGCGAUGCACGCCUGCGGCCAGCUCAGUGUAGUGAUGUCGCGGCUCGAAGAACUAGACAGCAAGAAAGAGGAGUGCCACGUCGUUCAGAGGAAAUUGACGAACCUCGUCCAGCGUCACCUGCGAGCGUUGAGGUUUCUCUCGCGCAUGGAGAUAAUUAUGCGACAAGUGUGUCUCGUGGAGUUACUCGGAUGUACGUUCAACUUAUGUAUGCUAGGAUAUUACACCAUUACGGUAUGCUUAAAAACUACGAACACUUUAAUAACGUAUCUCAUUGUAUUAACGUCGAUGAUGUUCAAUAUUUUCAUAUUUUGCUACAUCGGUGAUCUCGUUACGGAGCAGUGUAAGAAAGUCGGUGAGGCAGCUUACAUGACAAAUUGGUAUAAAUUGCCACGUAAAACUGUGCUUGGUCUGAUAUUAAUAAUUUUGCGGUCGAGCAUUGUUAUUAAAAUUACUGCUGGAAAAAUAUUUCACAUGUCGAUCCCAACUUUUGGUGAUGUAAUUAAAACAUCUGUGGCAUACUUGAAUAUGCUUAGAACUCUGACUAUAUAA
This is a messenger RNA of Dinoponera quadriceps, 1215 nucleotides long. RefSeq names its product odorant receptor 82a-like. Gene Ontology annotation, cellular component: plasma membrane. Gene Ontology annotation, molecular function: olfactory receptor activity; odorant binding. The record is from RefSeq and is a predicted model, not a curated record. The coding region runs from base 1 to 1215 and encodes 404 amino acids. The transcript has 5 exons. Gene Ontology annotation, biological process: detection of chemical stimulus involved in sensory perception of smell; sensory perception of smell. Lineage: Eukaryota; Metazoa; Arthropoda; Insecta; Hymenoptera; Formicidae.